Molecule: messenger RNA, 2073 nt
Organism: Olea europaea var. sylvestris
Lineage: Eukaryota; Viridiplantae; Streptophyta; Magnoliopsida; Lamiales; Oleaceae
Exons: 6
Coding region: 204-1817 (537 amino acids)
Source: RefSeq, a predicted model, not a curated record
AAAAAAAUUGGCUUUGUAUUAUAUAAUUUAAUUCUCUCUCUCUCUCAAUCACUCGGUUAGAACAAAGAGUACAACUGCCAACAAACAAAUACUCACUUUCAUUCCACCCCUUAAUCAUAUUUAUUGCACUAAUUGACACAGAGUUAAUCCCUUCUCUAUAUCUAGCCUCAUCAAGAAAUUGGGUUUCUACUGAAAAUAUUGUUAUGGAGUUCUUCCACAAAGCCAAGGCUGUUAGACUCAAAAGCCACUUGAACAAAUACCUAGUAGCAGAUGAUGAUCAAGUCUCCACCAGACAAAGUCGAAGCGCGGCCACCCGAAAAGGGCGGUGGACGGUUGAGCUUGUCGAAUCCAACAGCCAUGUUAUCCGCCUCAAGAGCUGCCACGGCAGGUACCUUACCGCGUCGAAGGAGCCGUUUUUAUUGGGCACAAGUGGGUGCAAAGUCAUGCAGACUGAGCAAGAAAACAUGAAGGAUUUGUCCAUUGAGUGGCAACCUAUAAGGGAUGGAUUUCAAGUAAAGUUAAAGGGUUUGGGGGGUACUUUUUUACUUGCUAAUGGAGGAACACCGCCUUGGAGAAAUUCAAUCACGCAUGAUAACCCUAAUACUGGUUCAACCAAGAAUUGGAUUUUGUGGGAUGUAGAGCCUGUAGAAAUCCCCGAAAAUGAAUUCUUGACGGAUUAUUUGUCGAUGGUUUCCAGUUUUUCGUCUGUUUCCGAUGAACUUUCCGGCUUGGAUAUAUGGUCUCCGCCGCCGGAGUCGCCGGUGUCUGUGCACUCCAGUUAUUCACCCUCCUUUAAGAGGUUAUCUAUGAAAAAGGGUAUAAGUCAUAUUAUUCAUCACCCGGGUGAUCAUCAGUCAAGUGGCUAUAUGGAGCCUCUGUUUUCACAAUUAGAAACCGAUAAAUCUUUCAAUUUAAUAUCAAGAACACCAGCAAUGGAUCUGUUCCAGAACUCCAAGGAAGUUCGAUUGAGAAGCGUUCACGACAAGUACUUGAUAGCUGAAGAAGACGAAGAAUCCGUAACCCAAGAACGAAACGGAUCAUCCAAGAACGCUAAAUGGACAGUAGAGAUAGUCGAAACUUCCGACAACAUAAUUCGUCUCAAAAGUUGUUACAACAAGUACUUAACCGCAUCAAACCAGCCUUUUCUGCUGGGCAUGACUGGCCGGAGAGUUAUGCAAACGCUGCCGAGCCGGCUCGAUUCGUCGAUCGAGUGGGAGCCCAUCAGAGAAGGCAAUUCAGUGAAGCUGAAAACGAGGUACGGCCAAUUCUUGCGGGCAAAUGGGGGACUACCGCCGUGGCGGAACUCAGUUACACAUGAUAUUCCUCACCGGACCGCCACUCAGGAUUGGAUUUUGUGGGAUGUACAUGUGGUUGAGAUAUUGGUGGCGCCGCCGCCACGUUUCGUUGUUCACUCGGAUUCUUUUGCUUCGGAUUCUAGUUCGCCUUCUACUCGUUCCUCAAUGUCUGCUAGCUUUUCUGGACCAGAGUCAAAUGAUUUAGUGGUAAGUUCGCCACCAAAGGGUAGCGAUGGCAGGACAAUUUACUUUCAUAUAGCGAAUGAAUAUGGGGAGAUCGAUGAGGGGUUUGAGGAGCUCGGUAUCACAUUUAAGGGAAAUGGAGUUCAAGAAUUGACGAAGAGACUUGAGGAGGAGUUGGGAAUGAAUGGUAUUAUUGUGUGUACACGAAGCCCGUUGAAUGGGAACCUUUAUCCUCUUCGUCUGCAGCUUCCUCCAAAUAAUUCAACCAUGCAUGUCGUCGUUGUUCCUUCCUCAUCACAAGAAGCUCAAGAUUUGGGAAGAACAGGAACACCAUUGUAGUAGAAAUUCAGAAGAUAUUGCAGAUUCACUCAACACGUAUAGUACAUGCGGCUGGUGUCCCUUUCGCCAUCCUUGGUUGAUCUUGAGUCGGCUUUCAUCUGUCAAGGUUUUGAAUUCACAAACAGAUCAUUUGUAAAUGCAUUCAAGUGAUGUAAUAAUAAUAUUCAUAACUGAAAUUGCAUUUGCUUAAUAUUUUGUACCAGAAGUCUUGUGCUCUCAUGGAAGUUACAAUUCAUAAAUUUGGUAUCACUUAGUG